UUUUAAAUUAUAAGAGUACAUAACAAGUUCAGAAGUUCUGAUCGAUAAGUACGGAAACAAGACAGGUUUAAAUAUCACUAUGUAUAUCUUACAAAAAGGUGGAAUGAGUAAAACGUGAAACCCCUAGUUAUUUUUUGCGGAAUAUGAUAAGAGAAAGUCGGUUCCUUGACCAUGACCUUGUAUCGCACGUCAUCUCCACAAUGGUUAUCUUUGACUUUCUAUAAAUAUGGGAAGGGACGGAUAUUGAUUGAUUUAUAUACUAUGAAUUAAUAUAAUUUGCGGUGUGUCGGUGACUCAUAAGUCAUAACAUUGAUUUUAAAUAUUUGUGUAAGACAGCGACUUUCCAUUAAGCGACAGAUAAUGCAGGACAAGUAUCUAGGCAUGUUCGAGGGUCGAUUAUGUAUUUUAUUAAAACAACUUUUGGUGUAUAUACAUAUUCAUUUCCUCUUUAAUUGCUUUCAGACACAACAAAGAAAGGUUUCAGACAAGAAAGAUGAAGUUCGGAAAAGAAUUGUCGUCACAAAUGGUACCGGAGUGGCAACAAGCUUACAUGAGCUACGAUUAUCUCAAAAAACUUCUCAAAGAAAUCAUCAAACUCAAACUCAGAACCAACCCUCCUCCCCAUACUCCUCCACAUCAAGCCGUUUCCGGUAAAAGACUUAGCCGCAAGAUGACUCUAUACCGAGCUUUUAGCGGCCUUGUCCAAACGCAAGGAAGGAAAAGACAAAGUUCGGGGCAAAUCAACCCUUCUCUAGAAACUGACAUUGAAGAAGGUAAUGCACCGAUACUCGUCAACAAAACGAGUAAUGGAUUAGAAACUAUGUUCUUGAUGACGGCAGAGGAAGGAGGAGAAUAUGAAUUGAUCUUUUUCAGGCGACUCGAUGAUGAGUUUAAUAGAAUUGAGAAAUUCUAUAAAGAGAAAGUAGAAGAAGUAAUGAAUGAUGCGAUUAUGCUUAAUAAGCAAAUGGAUGCUCUAAUUGCAUUCCGAGUUAAGGUUGAGAAUCCUAUUGGGUGGGGAUGGGAAGAACGGACGGUGGAGAUGACUCGCUUGGCCUCCAAUGUUGCUACUUCCACGGCUGCGAUUGCUGCUUCUACGCCCUCUAAAACUCGAACUGCUAAAGCUCGCAUGGAGCCGAUACAUGAAGGAGGCGGAUCCCGCACAGCUGAUCAACCCGAAGAAGAUGAAGAUCACGGUGACGAGAGAAGGAGCAGCUUGAGCAAAGCGGCAGCUGGGAGGCCAGCCCCUAUCGAGGUUCUAGACCACAUAAAGAUCAACAACACUAAGGAAACGCCUAGGUCCACCAUUAAAGGCGUUAUCCAUUCCUCGAACCAUGAGGAGAUCAAAUUCACUAGGCGUAAUCUGAAGGAAGUGGAAGAGAAGCUCAAAGUCGCUUUCGUCCAGUUUUACCAAAAGCUUCGUCUCCUCAAGAGCUACAGCUUUCUGAAUGUGUUGGCGUUCUCCAAGAUUUUGAAGAAGUAUGAUAAGAUAACUUCAAGAAACGCUUCGAAGCCUUACAUGAAAAUGGUUGACAAUUCGUAUCUCGGAAGCUCAGAUGAGCUAAUGAAACUGAUACAGCGUGUUGAAGCUACAUUCAUAAAGCAUUUCGCAAACGGUAACAGACGAAAAGGAAUGAAAAUUUUGAGACCUCUAAUGAAAAGAGAGAGACAUCGACUCACAUUCUUCACUGGUUUCUCUGCUGGAUGCAUGUUUUCUCUUAUAGUAGCUCUUGUAGCCAUCAUACGCGCCAGGAAUAUCUUUCAAGAGGAAGGCUACAAAGAUUACAUGAAUAGUGUGUUUCCUCUUUAUAGCUUGUUUGGGUUCAUUGUGCUUCACAUGAUUAUGUAUGCUAUUGAUAUAUACUAUUGGAAGCGUUAUAGAGUAAAUUAUGCCUUCAUAUUUGGGUUCAAGCAAGGAACUGAACUUGAUUACAGACAAGUUCUGUUUGUGGGAUUUAGCAUUGGAGCUUUUGCAUUGCUUUGUGUUCUUGGUAAUCUUGACAUGCAAGCAGACCCUAGAACCAAAAGUUACCAAGCACUAACCGAACUUCUUCCUCUUUUCCUUCUUGGUGCUAUGCUUUUAGUUUUAGUCUUGCCGUUAAACAUUCUCUACCGCUCAAGUCGCUUCUUCUUCCUCACGUGUUUGUUUCACUUCCUUGCUGCUCCUCUUUACAAGGUAACGUUGCCUGAUUUCUUCUUAGGAGAUCAAUUAACUAGCCAAGUACAAGCUCUUCGAAGCAUCCAGUUUUACAUAUGCCACUAUGGAUGGGGAGACUUCAAACAAAGACAAAACACUUGUGGACGCUCAGAAGUAUACAACAUUUUCAUAUACGUUGUUGCUGUAAUACCGUAUCUAUCUCGCCUCCUUCAGUGCAUACGCCGAAUGUUUGAGGAAAGAAGUCUAGAGCAAGGAUACAACGGAGUCAAAUACUUUUUAACAAUAUUAGCGGUUUGUUUAAGAACAGCUUAUGGUUUUGACAAGAACAAGAAUCAUAAGUUUAUUCUCAAAGUAUUAGCUGGUUCUGCCUCAGUCCUUGCUGCUGUUUUCUGUACAUACUGGGACUUUGUCUAUGACUGGGGACUUCUGAAUAGAACAUCCAAAAACAGAUGGCUUCGAGAUAAACUUCUCGUCCCACACAAGAGAGUAUACUUCAUUGCAAUGAUUUUGAACGUUGUGUUGAGAUUUGCAUGGCUGCAAACGGUAUUGGAUUUUGAAAUUAACUUUCUUCACACUCAAACUGUGCUUAUGGUUGUGGCCUGUCUUGAGAUUAUUCGCCGUGGGAUAUGGAAUUUUUUCAGGCUAGAGAAUGAGCAUUUGAAUAAUGUGGGGAAGUACCGAGCUUUCAAGUCAAUUCCAUUACCGUUCAGCUACGAUGAAGAUGAUGACAAGGAUGACUAACAUGUCUGCAGAAAAACGUCAACUGACAUUUACUUAUACAUUUUGAACAUACAAAAUUAAGUUUUUAUAACAAAAAUUAUUAUUGUUUAUACAAAACUGAAAGCCCAUAUAUCAAAACGCAUAGCCAAUUAGGGUGUAGAGAUUUUUUUUUUUUUUUGGCGUUAGCUUGUCUGGCAAAACAAAUGAUGUGGCUAUAAUGUUUGGUGGAAUUUUAGUAUUGUAACAUAUAUUUGCACUCUAUUUUUUUUUAACACAUACUCAUUGAUGGGUCAUUGGCUUAUAUAUUGAUACCACGAUAAGACUUCUGCCUUGCGAAUGGUGAAAUAUUUAUUAAAAAUUUUAUGUUUACAUAUUGCAUAUUGCAAAUUCUGAUGAUUUCUGAAUACAUGUGUUCUUGUGGUCAACAUGUAUUUGGUAUUUAUGUUUUUCUCAAUAUAGAAUAAUUAACUAAUUAUAAAUAUUUAGUACACAUAGAAAAAGUAUAAAAAGCCCAAAUCAAACAAUUAAAAUGUGAUAUCAUUGUUACUCUUAUAAUCAUAAUUAAAAGUUUUGAAAAAAAUUGAUGGUAUUUCUAAGAAAAAACUCAACCGUAUACAUAUAUAUAUAUAUAUAUUAGGCAUAGAUAGGUUUUCAUAUUUUUUGGAAAGUUUAUAUAAUUAAUAUUUAUUAUCUAGAAACCGUAUUUUAGCGUGAUACAUUGAACCAAUAUUUAUGUAAGUUUUCAAUAACUACCACAAACAUAUUUGACAAUUUGUUUUCAAUGGUCGAAAUCAUAGACUUUGUGACAAAAUAUAUUAUUAUUAUCGUAAAUUAAACUUACCAUAUAUAACUUCUUCAAAAUUUUGUACCAAUCUUAAAAAUUCGAUUGAAGCAUUAACUUGGUGGAAAAAUUUCUUAUUUAUUUAAAAAACCUGGUAUAAAAACAAUUAAUCUAAACUUACCAAAAGAGCUUGAUUCAAAAAUUGUGUAUCAAAAAAAUUUGGUUCAAAAUUUAGGAUUUUUAUUGUCUUCUAACGAUAAUAAUACCGGCAGUUUACGAUUCAUCCUCCUUCGCCUCAAUUGAAAUUAAAAAUAACAUUUAAGCGACCUCAAUUAUAUAUAAUCCGAAAUAAGUAGUUCUUUUCUAAUUAAACAUAUUGUAUUGUCAAAUUUAAGAUU
Messenger RNA from Brassica napus (rape), 4054 nucleotides. Its product is annotated as phosphate transporter PHO1 homolog 2-like. The coding region runs from base 494 to 2896 and encodes 800 amino acids. Gene Ontology annotation, cellular component: trans-Golgi network; cytoplasm; Golgi apparatus. The transcript is spliced from 13 exons. NCBI's taxonomy places the organism in Eukaryota, Viridiplantae, Streptophyta, Magnoliopsida, Brassicales, Brassicaceae. Gene Ontology annotation, molecular function: inositol hexakisphosphate binding. The record is from RefSeq and is a predicted model, not a curated record. Gene Ontology annotation, biological process: cellular response to phosphate starvation; phosphate ion transport.